AUGGCGGCAGUGCAGAGAGCGCUCAAGGCGGCCAAGGAGGCCGAGGCUCGCUCCUACAAUGAACGCCGCAGCCUUUCCAAGGUCUACGAGACACUCGAUGCGGGGCUGCCUCAGCAGGCGUUGAAGUUGGUGGUGACCUACCUCAAGAAGCACCCGGAAUCGCAAAUGGCCAGGGCGAUCAAGGCCCUCGUGCACAACGAUCUCGCGCAGAAGGAGGAAGCCUACGCCAUCUGCCAGGAGGUGUUGGCCGAGUCGCCCAACGACGACGCAGUCAUUCACCCGCUGCGGCUCACCCUCGUCCGCCUCGGUCGUGGCUAUGAGAUGCGACGGCUCUACGAGCAGCUCGCGACGGCCGAGCCCCAGAACCGGAGGUUGGCGCGCCUCGUCUUCUUUGCGUGCGCCAAGGAGGGCGACUUCAAGAGCCAGCAGGCCGCGGCGAUGAAGCUCUACAAGCUGAAGGAGAAGGAGAAGUACUUCUACUGGUCCAUCACCAGCAACUUCCUCCUCGCUGGCGGUCGUCCCUUUGUGCAAGACGGCGAAGUCCAGCGGCUGGGCAAGACGGUGGCGGACGGGACCGCGGUGCAGCCGGCCACCGAUGCGCGCAUGCUCGCGCUGUCGGAGAUGCUCCUCAAGAAGCGCUUCGGAGCCAAGGCGCCCGCCCAGCUGGGCGUCUUCCUGCUCUACCUCAGCAUUCUUACCUCCCAGGGGAAGUACAAGGAAGCCGAGGAGUCCCUGCGAGCCGAUAGCAGCUUCGCGUCGCUCUUCAAGGAGGAGCACGUGCGCCUCAAGUAUCACGGGCGCGUGUGCGGCCAGCUGGGCAUGUGGGACAACGUGCUGCAGAUCUACAAGGGCCUCCUCGUGUCUCAGCAGCCGGACGAUUGGGGCUACGCCAAGAACUACCUCAAUGCGCUGUUCAACCUGCGCACCACGGAGAGCGCCGACCAGAGCGCCGCGCGGCUCGAGGAGGCCCUCGCCUUCUUCCGCCAGCUGCAGAGCGAUAACCCCAGGCUGCGCGGACCAUUUUUGAGCGAAGUUGAGCUGGAGCACCGCCUGCUGGAGGACAAAGUCAAGACGGAUGAUGCCCACCUGAAGGCGCUGCUGGUGGCCUACUUCAAGCGAUUCGGCAGCAAGCCCGUCUGCUACUACGAUAUUGGCCGGUACAUUGUGGCGCUGGAGGGCGGCCGCGAGGAGGCGCAGCAGGAGGCCUUCAUCGAUCUCCUUCGCGCUACCGUCGAGUCGCUGCCUGCCGACGCAUCGCCUGAGGCGAAGGAGCGGUGGUACACGGCGCAGGCGACGAUUGAGAAGUUCCGCAGGCGGCUGGGCCUCCAUUCGCGCCUCUCGCUCGAGGGCAUCGAGACGGAGAUCGGGCCGGGCGAGGACUUGGCGCUGCUGGCGGGGCACCUCAUGCUGGACGCCUACCGCCAGGGCGGCGACGUGGGCUACGUCGUGGCCGGCGCAGCCAUCCUCGAGGCCUGCCUCCGGGGCAGCAAGUACAACUUCCAGGCCAAGGUCCUCCUCAUCCAGUUCUACCGCCUCCUCGAUGCGGCGACGGCGGCGCAUGAUCUGUACACGUCGCUGGAGGUGAAGUACAUCCAGCACGACACGGUGUCGCACCUCAUCAUGGACAUCCUCAUCACCCACGGCCUCACCAGCGAGGCCCUCAAGGUGUGCUCCAACAUCCGCCACUUCCACGAGGUCAAGACUCGAGAGCCGUACAAGUCGGAGAACUACCACAAGGUGACGGAGAUGAUGGAGUUCGGCGACCAGCUCCGACGAUCCCAGCAGCUGGCCGUCACCCGCACCGAGGAGCUCCACCUUUUGUUGGGCACGCAAGCCGACACGCGUGCGCUGCUUCCGGUGACGGCCUCGCGAUUCGUGGUGGGCGUGCCGCCCCAUGCCGAGGCCCUCGUCACCGACGAGCAGGCCGCCGCCGAGCUCUCCCACAACCAGGACCCCGUCAUCGUCGAAUGGGACCCGCCCAGCACCGCACACCCCGCGAGCGAUGGGCUCGCGUCGAGCGCGGACAUGGGCAGUGGCCGCAGCUCGGUGGACGAGCAGAAGCGGUGGCUGCGCGUGCGGAGCCUGGUGGCCAAGGCCCUCCACCGCCUCGUGGCCCUCGCCCACGCCUCCGCCCCUGCCCCCGAAGCCGCCCCCGCCCAGCCUGCGCCUCAAAAGGGCAAGGGCAAGGCUCCAGAGCCGCCCAAGCCGGCUGUUGUCGCGGCCCCGGUGGACAAGCCCGCCCUCCUCGCUAGCGCCAGGGACGCGCUGCGGCAGUUGGGAGAGCUGCUGCCGGUGGUGUUGUCGUUGGAGGGCACGGCGGCGUUUUCGCUCGAGGCCGAAGACGCGGCGGUCGACCUCAACGGCGCCAAGACCGACGUGCGCGCGUGGCAGCUCGUCUGGCGCGUCUUCCGCACCUUUGCCGUCGUCGCCCAGCUCGUCGUCUCCGUCGCCGAGAACAAGGUGGAGGAACAGACGAUGCACGAGGCGAUCAAGCGUCUGCAGGCGCUGCCCGCCCAAUUCGAGGGCGUGGCGCAGCACGUGCUGGGCGAGCUGGAGCCGGCUGGGACCCAGGCCGGCGGGUUCAACGGGGCGGCCCUGCGCGAGGCCUGCUUCGUGGUGGUCCAGCUCUCGGCGUGGACCGCCGCUCUCUUCCAGGCCUGGUCGGCCGCCUUCCCCGCCAAGCAGCGCCGAAAGAACCACCCUGCCAACUCUGUGCAGGAGGCGAAGGCGCCGUUGACGGAGGGCGCGGCGGCGAUCGCGCGCAGCCUGGAGUCGGUCGGGGCGCUCCUCAAGAAGCGCCUGGGCGACGCCGCCACGCUCAAGCCCGCCCUCCCGAGCUCCACUCUUGCCGAUCUCUCCACCGCCUUCCACCAGAAGGAGGUGACUGAGUGCACGGCGGAGGUGCAGAAGAAGGUGACGCAGAGCUGGCAGGAGUCGCUCAAGAGCCUGACGGCCCUCGCGCAGCAGCGCGUGACCACCCUCCAGCAGGCCGCCAAAUGCUGA
Messenger RNA from Acanthamoeba castellanii str. Neff, 3003 nucleotides. RefSeq lists its product as uncharacterized. Lineage: Eukaryota; Discosea; Longamoebia; Acanthamoebidae. Gene Ontology annotation, cellular component: cytoplasm; NatB complex. Gene Ontology annotation, biological process: N-terminal peptidyl-methionine acetylation. The transcript has 25 exons. The coding region runs from base 1 to 3003 and encodes 1000 amino acids. The record is from RefSeq and is a predicted model, not a curated record. Gene Ontology annotation, molecular function: protein binding; protein-N-terminal amino-acid acetyltransferase activity.